AUGAUCUCUUCACCAAUUCAAACCCCAAAAUAUCUUUAUCUUCUAUCAAUUUGCUUCAUUCAAAUUGCCGCCUCCAACAACAACGAAUUGGGCAAAGAGGAAGACAAUGGUUUAGGCUUGAAUGUGUUCAAAGAAAGGGUGAAGAGAGGAGAAGAAUCAGAAGGGUCUAUUAAUCCAAUAAUUAUUAUUGGAAUAUUGGCUUUCUUGUAA
This is a messenger RNA of Meloidogyne enterolobii, 210 nucleotides long. The record is from the annotation of a GenBank genome assembly. Lineage: Eukaryota; Metazoa; Nematoda; Chromadorea; Rhabditida; Meloidogynidae.